Fomitiporia mediterranea MF3/22 is the source of this 390-nucleotide messenger RNA. RefSeq lists its product as uncharacterized. NCBI's taxonomy places the organism in Eukaryota, Fungi, Basidiomycota, Agaricomycetes, Hymenochaetales, Hymenochaetaceae. The transcript has a single exon. The record is from RefSeq and is a predicted model, not a curated record. The coding region runs from base 1 to 390 and encodes 129 amino acids.
AUGCGCUGGAACGAUACACCACAAGAAUGGUCCAUUUUCACUCAAGAAGCAAAGGGUUGGAUUAUGUUCAUUUCGCCUCUGGAUUUUUCUUUCUACUCCACCGAGCACAAAGGAGUCUUCGUAACUACACACACCGAGAUCGAAUUCAUUUCGUUACAAAUCUCGACCUCGACAAGGUCGUCCAGAACGGAUCGACUGAACUGGUUAGAAAGACUCGCGUUUACCGAGAUCGUUCUCGGCGAGGAUGCUUCCAAGGAAAAUUCUACCCGGUCGUCAACAGACAAAAACAAAGGCGUCGAAACACGCGUCGGUAGUUACGCAUGCAAUUGCAAUAGUCGUCGACGAAAGGAGCUACAACGCAGCACUAAGCACUUCAUUCCUCGAAACUGA